ACCCUGACAACGGCCAUGCCACUGCUUCGUCGCACAAUGUCUACUGAUGCAAAGGUUCGCCGAAGAGCAUAUAUCGCUCUUGGCAGCAAUGUAGGCGACAGGCUUGACAUGAUCGAGAAAGCAUGUCUGGUCCUCGAUCAGCACCCAGAUAUCAAAGUCACACGAACAAGUUCGCUCUACGAGACCGAGCCCAUGUACGUCGAGGACCAGGCUCGCUUUCUGAAUGGCGCUUGCGAGCCAAUGCCUCUACUGGACAGAUUACAGGCCAUCGAGAACGAGCUAGGGCGUGUCAAACUCAUCGACAAAGGACCCCGAAGCAUCGACCUCGAUAUCUUGUUGUACGAAGAUCAAGUGAUUGAUACCGAACGCUUGAAGAUACCGCAUAUCUUGAUGCUCGAGAGAGAGUUCGUGCUUCGCCCUCUGUGCGACAUCAUUCCAGACACGAUACCUUCAAUUGGUCAAACACAGGUGCCUCUUUCGGAGAGUUUGCGAAAACUGGCAUCUUCUCCUUCCACUCCCAUAUCAACCACGACGAGCAUGGGAGAAAAUACGUUUUCGGUUCGAGCUUUGGAAAACACACGUCCUACGCACGUCAUGUCUAUUCUCAACACCACUCCUGACUCAUUCUCGGAUGGAGGUCUCAAUUCACCAACAGACGAGAUGGCGCUCCGAAAGACGAUUGCAUCUCAUAUUCGUGCUGGUGCUACAUUCAUCGAUAUAGGUGGACAAUCGUCCCGUCCCAAUGCUCCGGACGUGACGGUGGAAGAGGAGAUUCAGCGCGUCCUGCCUGCCAUCAAGGUCAUCAAAUCUCUGCCCGAAGGAUCCAACACUUGCAUCAGCAUCGACACGUAUCGUGCAAAAGUGGCCGAAGCAGCUAUCAAGGCAGGAGCGCACAUUAUCAAUGACAUUUCCGGAGGUCUACUUGAUGUCGACAUGCUCCCUACAGUUGGCCGUCUGGGCUGCACCGUGUGCUUGAUGCACAUGAGAGGUACCCCGGCGACAAUGACUAGUGCAGAAAACUGCUCGUAUCCUGAUGGUCUAAUCCCUACGAUAGCCAGGGAACUCCUGGAGCGGGUCAAAGCGGCAGAAGAGGCUGGCAUUCGUCGUUGGCGCAUAGUCCUCGACCCAGGGAUUGGAUUUGCCAAGACGACCGAGCAAAACCUGGAGAUUCUCAGGUGUAUGGGUGAGCUCAGAAAGUGGCCUGGUCUGGCUGGUCUCCCAUGGCUCUUAGGCAGCAGUAGAAAGGGUUUCAUCGGCAAGAUCACCGGAGUCAAGGACGCAAAAGAGCGCACGUGGGGCACGGCGGCGACUGUGGCAGCAGCCGUUCAAGGUGGGGCAGACAUAGUGCGUGUGCAUGAUGUGGACGAAAUGACCAAAGUGACCAAGAUGUCGGACGCGAUUUGGAGAGUGUAA
This is a messenger RNA of Aureobasidium vineae, 1413 nucleotides long. Lineage: Eukaryota; Fungi; Ascomycota; Dothideomycetes; Dothideales; Saccotheciaceae. The record is from the annotation of a GenBank genome assembly.